CUUCCCUUUGCCAACGCUUCAUUGAUCUCUCUCUCUCUCUCUCUCUCUCUCAUUCACACUCGCUCUGCUCUCUCGCUCUUUUUAUCUCUCUCUUCCGCUCUCCGUGAUGACGACGAUUGAUUCCGGUGAAUGUAUUGGGUCGGAGAAAACUUCAGUUACUCGGGAUGAAUCUGCAGAAGACUCGCUAAAGAUCGAUUCUUUACCGCUAGUAAAGAACGAAGACUCUGUUGAAGAGAUGAUAAGCCCAAAGAAGCAAGUAAAGUCUUCGCCUUUUACUUCUCUUUCCGAGAAAGAUGGAGAAAUCAUCCAUUCGGAUUCUAUUGAAGUUUCUUUCUCCGAAACGAGUCUUGAAGUAACCGAGGCGAUGGAUGUGGACUGUCCUGGAGUCGUCGUCUCUGGAGGCGAUGAAACUGGUUCGACGUUUCUUGAAGAGAAUAAGGUUGGUGAGGAACUGAAACAGAGUAAGGAAGUAUCUGAGAUUUCCACAAAAGGCGCUCAAUUUGGAGAUGAUGUGCGCAAGAUUGAAGAUGUUGUUGAGACUGAUGGGUGCGUUGUUGCUAUCUCUGAUGUGAAAGAAAGUUCGAACUCUGAGAAGAAGAAGAAGAAGGGACAAGAUUCUGAUGUUCAGAUGCUUUUGGAAGCUGAGAAGAGAAGAUUGUUGGCUGAAAUUGAAGGUGGGACAAUUUUCAACAACAAGGUUGAUGUGGACACGCUCGCUAGGGCUUCUGAGGUUCCUAAGAUCGAGAAGAAUGGGAAGGGCUCUAAAGAAAAGCAUGAGAAGGUGGAACGAGUGAGGGUUAAGGAUAAUGCUUUUGUUGGGAGAUCUGUGAAUAUCGAUUUGGUUGAUGAUACUGCGUUGUUUGAUGUUGUUCCUUUCUACAAGAAAGGUAAAGAUCAUCCUAAAAGACCAGGAACUGAUAAGGAUGCACCAAGAAAGCAUAAGAAGGUUGCAGGGGAGAAACCAAUUGAAAAGGGAAAUGCUUCAACCAAAGUUUCUGACUUUCUUAACCGUGGAGAUUUGAAUGGGAAGCAGUCGCGCAUUAUGUACUCUAGGAAGCAAAUGGAGUCGAUGAGGUAUGCCCACAUUGCGGAUCAGAAGAAACUGUGGAGUGACAUGUAUGCUAGGCUCCUACCUGAGCUGUUGACUGAGUACGAAGGUUUAGUUUAUUUGAAGAAUUACAAGAGUUCAAAGUCUAAUCCGAGGGAGAGUGGCAUCAGUAUCCUCGGCACCAAAGAAGGAAUGGAAGACGUGACUCUUGAAGAAGAUUCUGUUGUGAAAGAGACUGAAGAUAAUGACGAUUACAGUAGCAUUUUGAGGCCUGCGUUUGCGGUGGAUGGAGAACCUGAUUUUGAUUCUGGACCACCAGAAGACGGGUUUGAAUAUUUAAGACGAGUCAGGUGGGAGGCUAAGCGAAUUCCAAACGUAAAAGUCGCCGAGAUCGAUGGAAGCAAAUACAUACAGAAAGAGCAGAGUGUUUACAUGCCACAAAUUCCUGAAAUCAGCAAAUGCCCAGAGCACCUUUUGCCAGUGAAGGAAUGGGAGGACUUGUUGCUUUCCGACUUCUCACACCUUCGCCGGGCUUUAUUGCAAACUGGCAACACAUGCGAGGAUGAGGUGAUGUCGUCGAGUCAGUAUUUAGAUGAGGUGCUUAUGGAGAUAUUCAAAAAGCGUCUCAACACAGACAGUGAUGAGUCACUUGGUGGGGUGGUUUCAGAGAUAGAGGGAAUGGACUCAGUGACACGGGUAUCAAAGCUGAGAAAGCAGAUAUGUUUGGUUGAGAAAGAGAGCGGAUUGAAGAGUAGUGACUGCAAAUGGGUAUUAGCAUUAUGUGCAUCAGUGGACACUCCUUUGGAUGCUGAUACUUGUGCUUGUCUCAGAGCUCUUGUGAGAAAGUGUGCGAGUCUUCGUGCAUUGGAGGUUGUAGACGAACAAGUCAUCACCAUGGCAAAUAUGCUCAUUACGAUCGCAGGCAGAUAUUUUGGCCAAAUGGAAUAAGAGAAGAAGUGAGUUUAUAAGCAAUGCUUUCUUACUUUGAAAUAUGUCAUUGUUGAAGAAAAUUAAAAAAAAAAAAUUACUUUUACCUGCUUUGGUUUUUGUAUCCAUUAUUUAAGUUUCAAAAUCUUACU
Messenger RNA from Camelina sativa (false flax), 2127 nucleotides. NCBI's taxonomy places the organism in Eukaryota, Viridiplantae, Streptophyta, Magnoliopsida, Brassicales, Brassicaceae. The record is from RefSeq and is a predicted model, not a curated record.